This is a messenger RNA of Guyanagaster necrorhizus, 873 nucleotides long. RefSeq names its product aquaporin-like protein. Gene Ontology annotation, biological process: water transport; glycerol transmembrane transport. Gene Ontology annotation, cellular component: plasma membrane. Lineage: Eukaryota; Fungi; Basidiomycota; Agaricomycetes; Agaricales; Physalacriaceae. The transcript has 9 exons. Gene Ontology annotation, molecular function: glycerol channel activity; water channel activity. The coding region runs from base 1 to 873 and encodes 290 amino acids. The record is from RefSeq and is a predicted model, not a curated record.
AUGACGAUCCAUGGUCCGGGCACUGCUAACCCCAACGUCGUACACUUGGCUGACUUCCAACCCCCCGCAAAAAUAUUCACGAUAUGGGAGCGACACCGACAUGCUAAAGCCCGUUGGCUCGCAGAGUGCUUUGCCGAGUUUGUCAGUGUUGGUUCAACGGCGCCGUGGGUGGUCGGAAAUGCUAUCGGAGAAACAGGGCUUUCCUCAAUUUUUCAGAUCGGAGUAGCCUAUGCUUCUGGGAUAGUCUUCGCCAUCUGCUUCUGCAGUGGAACAUCCGGUGGACAUUUCAAUCCUAGCGUUACCAUCGCCUGCUGUCUGUUCAAAGACUUCCCGAAGAUGAAAGGCCUCAGAUAUAUCGUGGCACAGAUCCUCGGAGGAUACGUCGCAUGCCUAUUGAUCUAUGUCCAAUACAAGCACCUGCUUGACGAGGCAGAGGGAGCCAUGAUGCUGGCUGGAACUUUUUCCGAGUUACAGUUUACGCCUAGGGCCCCCGCGGGAAUUUUUGGAUUGUAUCUUCUGCCGGGAGCGAAGAUGGGCCAGGUCUUCCUCAACGAGUUUGUAGCUGAUGUUAUGUUAGCCAUUGUGAUAUGGGGCUCUAUUGAUCCGACCAACAUUCUGGUACCCCCGCAGGCAAAGCCAUACGUGAUCGCUUUGGGAUACGCCGUGGCGAUAUGGGGAUUUUCUUUUCCCGGACUGGCAGCAAAUGCUGCGCGUGACGUAGGGGGGAGGUUAGCAGCACUGACCAUUUACGGACGCAAAGCUUCCGGGGGCUCAUACGCUGCUCUCGCUGCCCUAACGAAUGUCCCAGCAACGGUGGUUGGAGUGCUCCUGUAUGAGCUGUUUUUGGCAGACUCACAGAGAGCGGCCCGAUGA